Physcomitrium patens is the source of this 2511-nucleotide messenger RNA. RefSeq names its product squalene epoxidase 3. Gene Ontology annotation, cellular component: membrane; endoplasmic reticulum. Gene Ontology annotation, biological process: sterol biosynthetic process. Lineage: Eukaryota; Viridiplantae; Streptophyta; Bryopsida; Funariales; Funariaceae. Gene Ontology annotation, molecular function: squalene monooxygenase activity; flavin adenine dinucleotide binding. The record is from RefSeq and is a predicted model, not a curated record.
CGUGACAAGCACCCACGCUCGUGAUGACGCAGGUGGAGCCGCGUGGUUUAACAGCCUGUUGGCACAAUAGUAACUGUAAGGCAAAGGAAGGUAAGUGAAGCGGAAGAUGUGAUCCAGGAGCAACCACAAGGCCCCCCCUCCGGAGGUGAAGCUCUCGCUCCCCUGGAGCCUGGCAUGACGGCGCUGGCACAUGGGUUGAGUCGAUCCGGAUCCCUCUCUUCCUCGACGCUCCCCUUUGCCUCGUCUGCACGGGAUCACCUCCGCUACCGUUACGUCCCUCUUGAUCGUUGUCUUUGCUUCCACUGACCUGCUCUAUAUGGUUAAGUAUUCGGGGACUUGUGAAACGGAGAGCUGUUCCCUUUCUGAAUGACUGUGCUGGUGGGUUGAAGCGACGCGAGAGGCGAGGGAAGUUGCCUCAUAGUGUCAAGGUUUCGGAGGUCGCAAUGGGGGUGCAUGGCGAGGAGCAGUGUCCGUUUCAUGAUUUGGGUUGGGCGCAGAUUGGCGGAUGGGUGGCAGUUCUGGGUGCCGUGCUGGUUGGAGCCUUAAUGGCGGGUGUGUUCCUGCGGAAGACAAGGACUAAGCCCGUGGGGAAGAAGAAACAGGGCGGUGGGGUUGUGUCAGUGGGUGAUGCUGAUGGAGGGGUGCGCAGUGAUGGCGAUUUGGAUGCUAUUAUCGUUGGGGCUGGUGUUGCAGGGUCGGCGCUUGCGUGUACUCUCGGAAAGGAUGGGCGAAGAGUAUUGGUGUUGGAGAGGGACUUGAGCGAGCCAGAUCGCAUUGUAGGAGAGCUGCUGCAGCCCGGAGGAUACCUGAAGCUUCUAGAAUUAGGUCUAAAAGAUUGUUUAGAAGGUAUCGAUGCACAGAGAGUGGUGGGAUACGCUCUGUUUAAGGAAGGGCGAGAUGCUAAAGUGGGAUAUCCUCUUGAGGGAUAUGGAGAUGAUAUAGCUGGACGCAGCUUUCACAAUGGUCGUUUCAUUAUGAAAAUGCGGGAGAAAGCUGCCUCGAUUCCUCAAGUGAAAUUGGAGCAAGCUACUGUCCUCGGCUUAAUCGAGAACGAAGGUGUUGUCACCGGCGUGAGAUACCGAACACCUGAUGGUCAAGAGCAGGAGGCCAAGGCUCCACUUACAUUCGUCUGCGAUGGUUGCUUCUCAAAUUUGCGUCGCAAGCUUUGUGAGCCGAAGGUUGAUGUCCCGUCAUGCUUCGUCGGACUUGUGCUGGAGAACUGUGAGUUGCCUUACUCUAGCCAUGGGCACGUUGUUUUGGCGGACCCAUCCCCCAUCCUUCUUUACCCUAUUAGCAGCACAGAGGUUCGAUGUCUUGUGGAUGUUCCUGGCCAGAAAGUGCCCUCCAUCGGUAAUGGUGAUAUGGCCAAACAUCUUCGCACUGUAGUGGCUCCUCAGCUACCAGGGCAAAUACAGUCUUCGUUCCUUGCUGCUAUAGAGAAGGGAAACAUUCGAUCCAUGCCAAACAAGACCAUGCCUGCAUUGCCAAGGCCUACACCUGGAGCUCUCCUUAUGGGGGAUGCAUUCAACAUGAGACAUCCUCUGACAGGCGGCGGCAUGACCGUGGCUCUUUCCGAUAUUGUUCUGCUCCGGGACAUGCUCAGGCCUUUAAGUAGUUUUCAUGAUGCUCAAUCAUUAUGCGAUUACUUGCAGGCUUUUUACACGCGACGCAAGCCUGUUGCAGCCACUAUCAAUACUCUUGCGGGAGCCCUUUACAAAGUGUUUUGUGACUCCCCUGAUUUGGCGAUGAAAGAAAUGAGACAGGCUUGCUUUGACUAUUUGAGCAUUGGAGGUGUCUUCUCAAGUGGACCAGUUGCCCUUUUGUCUGGACUUAACCCUCGUCCUUUGAGUCUAGUGGUCCACUUCUUUGCGGUUGCUGUAUAUGGAGUAGGGAGACUCCUUGUUCCUUUUCCUUCACCGUCAAGGGUAUGGAUUGGCGCACGUCUCCUACGGGGAGCUGCGAAUAUUAUAUUCCCGAUCAUUAAAGCAGAAGGAGUCAGGCAGAUGUUCUUUCCAAAUAUGGUUCCUGCAUAUUACAAAGCACCACCGGCAGAGGAGUAAGUGAAAUGUGAUGGUGCGGUAUUGAAAUUAACCGGUCUCGUUUACUAAUAAACAGAGACUGGUCAUUAAUUCAACCAGUUCCUCCUGUCUCGAUUGCUUAACUUUCAAUGUCGGUCAUGACUUGCUUCAUAACAGUUUUAUAAUCGACUUCGUGAUUUGGAUGAUGAGCGCUGCGCUUGGUAGACAUCCUGAAGAAAGAUAUUCCAAUGGUAGUAAACUUUCCUUCCAGCUACGGUUUAGGCAUUGUUGUUUGUGACGUCCAACUUCCUGCUGAUUUGGCAAGUUGCUAGAAUUUGAGCUUCGAUGUUCAGGGAUCAGCUCGGUUAAUUGGAGCUAAGCAUACAGGAAAAAGAUUCUGAGAGCAUAGGAGCUAACAUUUUUGUCACUUGUUCUUCAGUGUUAUGUACCAUAUGAUUUAAAUAGCAAGCUGAUUCAUAGAUUUUUCUCCCAU